This is a messenger RNA of Danio rerio (zebrafish), 1157 nucleotides long. It is a transcript of the gene mhc1lla, whose product is annotated as major histocompatibility complex class I LLA. The record is from RefSeq and is marked validated. NCBI's taxonomy places the organism in Eukaryota, Metazoa, Chordata, Actinopteri, Cypriniformes, Danionidae.
CAGAAUAGCUUGUGCAUCUGAGAACAUGACUGGCAAAGUAUUGUUUGUCCUGUUUCUGCUGUCAGCUCCAACCACUGUUUUAACAGAUUCUCACUCACUGUGGUUGCUUGGAACUUACAUUAAAGGAGAAACUCAAUUUCCUAAACUAAGUUUCACAGUCAUGCUAGACGACUUGAGAGUAGGAUUCUAUAAUUCUGAAACAAAGGAGUUCAUUCCACGGGAUAAUACGACAAAUGAAGAUGAGGCUGUUUCUGAUGUGCUUACUGUAAUACAAAAUACGUUGGAGCCCUUUAUGAUGUCAACACUAACGUUUAAGAACGGUACAGAAAGUCCUCAACUUUUUCAAAUUACAUGGCAUUGUGAGCUGUUGGACAAUGAUAAGCCUGGACAAAUUAUUUUUAAGAUUGCUUUUAGUGGCUCAACUACAGAUGAAGUGAGUUUUUAUAAUGACAACUUUACAUGUCAAUGCCAAAACAACAUGGCAACUGUACCGUUGGAGUCUUUCCAGAUGCAUUAUGAGACCGUAUGUUAUCCAAACUGCAUAGCAACCAUCAGAGAUUAUUUAAAAAAAAGACAAACUCAAGUAAAUGGAAAAGUACAACCGAAAGUUAGACUAAUUAAGAAAGUACACCCAAAAUCUGGAGGGUUUCGCUUGAGUUGUUUGGCGACAGAAUUUUACCCCCAUUCCAUCAACCUGACCCUGUUAAGGGAUGGACAGCCUGUAUCUGAUCAUGAGGUCACUGGAGGAAAUCUGCUGCCCAAUGGAGACGGGACGUACCAGAUGAGGAAGAGUCUGGAGAUCAGAGCAGAUGAGAGAGAAAAACACAAAUACACCUGCUCUGUCUCACACCUUAGUCUGGACAAAAUCCUUGAUAUUGAUUUUGAAUUUGACCCCAGUUUCCUAAUUAAAAUAGUGAUUCCUGUAGUGGUGCUUCUGUCUCUGAUGUUGGUGCUUACAGCUGUCCUCAUACACAAAUGCAAGAAUAAACGAGCAGAAUCCAAAGAAACCAUCACCACAGCAUCAACACCUGAACCUACCGAGAUGAGUGAAACAUUAAGGAAAUGAGGAUCUAGUAAUGACCAUAAGACCUACUGGAACCCGAAUGGACCCAAGACAGAAAUCCGUCAAGUUUGGUGAAGGAAAAAUCAUGAUUUGA